CAUCAAUCUCUGGUGUUUUCACUUCACUGGUUCCUCUAUAGCUAUAGGCCUUAGCUGCCGUGUUCUUUUUCUCUGAAAAACUGUGUGCAGCACAGGGUCAUGUAUGUACAUUUCUCUGCUUUAUAGAAAAUAUACCCUCAGAGCAGAAUGCACUUUACGUCCUCCUUAAACCCACCUUGAAUGAGCUCCUCUUUUCCUUAUACAUCCCUUUCUUCUCUAACUUGUCAGUCUACAUCUCCCCAAAUAUUUCCCCUGUAAGCCUCACAAAGACUCCAUUUAUUUCCUCUGUCUUACUCUAUGUCUUUUCUCCACCUUCGACCUGGUCCGGUUAGACGAGGGUGUGGCGUAAAGUGUCGCUUUGCAAAGUAGAAUCAGUCUGCAAUUAACUGUGCAUUAGGUGUGAGAGUGCUCAGCCAGCAUGAAGAAAGUGUACAGUCUAGUGAACAUGACUAAAGCCAAGGACCAAGAGGCAGUGCAGUCCAUCUGCAUCAAGCAAAUACAGUUGACCGAGCAGAAGCAAGAAUUCAACAAACGCCACACCAAGACUCGCCGUCGCUCACUGUCUCGUUCCAUCUCACAGUCGUCAACAGAAAGCUUCAGUUCAGCAUACAGUGACAGCUCGGAGGAUGAAUCUUCACCCAAGGACAAACUCCAGAAGACGUCCAAGGGCCUGUCUGACUUUUGCAUCAAAAAUAUCAAAUAUGCCAGCCAUGGACGUAGAGAAAUAGAAAUUGCAGAGCAAGAAAUGCCAGCACUGAUGGUCCUGAGGAAAAGAGCAGGUGGGGAGAAGCCUCUAGCCGGAGCCAAAGUAGUGGGCUGUACACACAUCACUGCACAGACAGCGGUACUGAUCGAGACUCUGUGUGCGCUGGGGGCUCAGUGUCGCUGGGCGGCCUGUAACAUCUUCUCCACCCAGAACUCUGUGGCUGCUGCUCUCGCUGAAGCAGGUAUUUCAGUGUUUGCGUGGAGAGGAGAAUCAGAGGAGGAUUUCUGGUGGUGCAUCGACCGGUGUGUCAGUGCUCAGACCUGGCAACCUAACAUGAUUCUGGAUGAUGGGGGUGACCUGACCCACUGGAUCCAUAAGAAAUACUCAACCAUGUUCUUGAAGAUUAAAGGCAUUGUAGAAGAGAGUGUAACGGGUGUUUAUAGGUUAUACCAGCUGUCAAAGGCAGGCAGGUUGUGUGUUCCUGCUAUGAAUGUUAACGACUCUGUGACCAAGCAGAAGUUUGACAACCUUUACUGCUGCAAGGAGUCUAUUCUGGACGGGUUGAAGCGAACCACUGAUGUCAUGUUUGGUGGAAAACAGGUGGUGGUGUGUGGAUAUGGAGAGGUCGGUAAAGGUUGCUGCGCUGCUCUGAAAGCACUCGGUGCCAUUGUAUACGUCACUGAAGUGGAUCCCAUUUGUGCACUUCAGGCCUCCAUGGACGGCUUCAGAGUGAUCAAACUGAGUGAAAUCGUCCGACAGGUAGAUAUGGUCAUCACCUGCACAGGAAAUAAAAAUGUGGUUGUGAGGGAGCAUCUGGACAGAAUGAAGAAUGGCUGCAUCAUCUGCAACAUGGGACACUCCAACACUGAGAUCGAUUUGGCGGGUCUGCGGGCUGCUGAUCUGAAAUGGGAGCAUGUGAGGCCUCAGGUGGACCACAUUGUUUGGCCUGAUGGUAAAAGGAUUGUCCUGCUGGCUGAGGGCCGUCUGCUGAAUCUAAGCUGCUCCACAGUGCCCUCAUUUGUCCUCUCCAUCACUGCAACAACACAGGCACUUGCUCUGAUUGAACUCUACAACUCUCCAGAAGGACGAUACAAACAGGACGUCUAUCUGCUGCCUAAGAAGAUGGAUGAAUAUGUGGCCAGUCUUCACCUGUCAACGUUUGAAGCUCAUCUGACAGAACUGACUGACGAACAGGCCAAAUACCUGGGCAUCGGUAAACACGGACCCUUCAAACCAAACUACUACAGGUAUUGACUGUGCACAUAUAGCUGAGUCUCUUUACAGUCAGACAGAGCAACGACGCCCUCUACAGUCUGAAACUCACUAAGACCAAAGGACAUGGAGCUGGAACUGAUCAAGAAUGAUGACUUUAGAUAGUAUAACAGCACUGCAAUUUGUUAAAUUAUUGUCAACAGCUAAUCAUUUUUCAAUAGCUUUGGGCAACACUGAUAUUUUAUUGACUUUACCCUCUGAAUGUCAGCUGAUGAUCUGAUUUUUAAUUCCCUCAUCAUGUAUACACUCCUAAUUUCAAUGAAGAUUAAAUAUUAAAUGUGAUCUUAUCUGUAAAAUCAAAUGUACCUGAUAAUCAGUGUCGGGAGGGUCCUACUGAAAUGUAAAUGGGAAUGUAAUAGGUAACAAUUAUUUUAUUCACUUCAUCAAAAUUAUGUAACUUAUGACAUAAGAAUCUAUUAAACAUCAGUUUAAACAAACAUUGUUCAUUAAUGUACAAGAUCUUGUCUAACUUUUAGUUUAAGCUAUGCACCAGAAAUAAUAUACUGACAUACAAACUCUUAGGUUACGUUCAGACAGCAGGUCUUAAUGCACAAUUCAGAUUUUUGGGUGAAAUCCGAUUUUUUUGUGUGUUUGUUCAUAUUACACAUUAAAUACAACUUGUAUCAAUUUUGAGUAUGAACUGAAUAC
Sphaeramia orbicularis (orbiculate cardinalfish) is the source of this 2626-nucleotide messenger RNA. RefSeq names its product S-adenosylhomocysteine hydrolase-like protein 1. Gene Ontology annotation, biological process: L-methionine cycle. The record is from RefSeq and is a predicted model, not a curated record. Lineage: Eukaryota; Metazoa; Chordata; Actinopteri; Kurtiformes; Apogonidae. The transcript is spliced from 17 exons. The coding region runs from base 419 to 1960 and encodes 513 amino acids. Gene Ontology annotation, cellular component: cytosol.